UCAGAGCCAUUGUGAAUACUUCUGAUGUCUUUGGACAUUAUGGCUUCUUUCUCCGAAACUGGCAAGAGGGCCUCAUUGCCUUCUCUACUUCUCCUGUUGGCGCUGUUCACUGCAACUCUUCGCAUCGCAGAUGCUCAGAUCGGUGUUUGCUAUGGCAUGAUGGGCAACAAUCUGCCAUCCAAACGCGAGGUGGUGGAUCUUUACAGAGCCAACAACAUCAGGAGAAUGCGACUGUACGAUCCCAACCAGGAAGCUCUUGAAGCCCUCCGGAACUCCGGUAUCGAGCUCAUGCUCGGCGUCCCAAACAGCGACCUCCAAAGCCUAGCCGCUAGCCGCGCCAACGCCGAGCAAUGGGCUCAACGCUAUGUCUUCAACUACUACCCCUCCGUCAACAUCAAAUACAUCGCCGUCGGCAACGAAGUCAGCCCCGUCGGCGGCUCCUCUUGGGCCGCCCAGUACGUCCUUCCGGCCAUCCAGAACGUGUACCAAGCCAUAAGGGGCAGGGGCCUUCACGACCAAAUCAAGGUCUCAACCGCCAUUGACAUGACCCUUAUUGGGACCUCAUACCCUCCGUCCAAAGGUAGCUUCCGAAACGACGUCAGAUCAUACUUGGACCCUAUCAUCGGCUACUUGGUCUACGCAAACGCACCAUUGUUCGUUAAUGUAUACCCUUACUUCAGCUAUUCCGGCAACCCUGGCGACAUAUCUCUGCCUUAUGCUCUCUUCACUUCUCCAAACGUGGUGGUCUGGGAUGGUUCGAGAGGAUACCAGAAUCUCUUCGAUGCCAUGUUGGACUCGGUUCAUGCGGCUCUGGAUAGUACGAGGAUUGGGUAUGUGAAGGUGGUCGUGUCGGAGAGUGGGUGGCCUUCUGACGGAGCGUUUGGGGCUACGUACGAUAAUGCCAAGACUUACCUGGACAAUUUGAUUCGCCAUGUGAACAAAGGAACUCCUAUGAGGCCUGGUCCUACAGAGACGUAUAUUUUUGCAAUGUUCGAUGAGAACCAAAAGAACCCAGAACUGGAGAAACAUUUUGGUCUGUUUUAUCCCAACAAGCAGAAGAAAUAUCCGUUUGGGUUUGGCGGACACAGGAACUGGCAGAUUGCUGCUGACAAUGAGUUUAAUGUCACAAUUCCUCUCAAGAGUGAUAUAUAAGCAUUUCACAGCACUGAGCUCUGCUCGUGGAGCUUCGGAGACGUAUAACUAUGAGGACGACGUCUCUGUUUGUCUUCGUUUCAAGUUAUGUACCCUCCCUUGUUAUUACAACAAUGUGCCCCUAAUAAAAUAUAGAGUUCAUAAAAUUAAUCAAUCUUCCCUUAUC
Messenger RNA from Neltuma alba, 1318 nucleotides. RefSeq names its product glucan endo-1,3-beta-glucosidase, basic isoform-like. Lineage: Eukaryota; Viridiplantae; Streptophyta; Magnoliopsida; Fabales; Fabaceae. Gene Ontology annotation, biological process: carbohydrate metabolic process. The record is from RefSeq and is a predicted model, not a curated record. Bases 25 to 1152 code for a protein of 375 amino acids. The transcript has 2 exons. Gene Ontology annotation, molecular function: hydrolase activity, hydrolyzing O-glycosyl compounds.